CGCCCGGGAAGUUUCUUCUCGUCGUACUUGGCUUAGAAGCCGGUGAUACGAUUAGAUGGUUGGUCAGUACAAUGCUUGGACGGCUUGCCGUGAAUUCUAGUUGAGUUGUUUUAGAUCUCCGGGCUCAAGAACCUUCCCUGUUGGCAGCCCCGCACAGCAGAAAAGAAAGGACCAGAUGAGAAGGAGAGUCGUGGAAUCCGGUUGCCCCCACUCCGGAUGGCACAAAAAAGAAAGUUGUCCCAGGCUGAAUCUUCUGCAAAGCACCAGAAGCUUGAUAAAGACCACAAACAUCCUUCUGUUGCCACAAAAAAUGCAAAUGGCAAGUCAAAAACAUCUACGGCUAAUCAUGCUUCAAAUAAAAAGAUAAAUGCACUGAAACCCCAUGGGAAAGCAAAUACUCCCACAAAAAAAGCCAUAAAGCUGUCUCCACAGAAAAUUUUGCAAAAAACAAGAAAUGAGUUAAAAUCAGCCAAAACAUCCAAAGAAGGACCGACUUCAAGCAGAACUACCCAGGGGCCACUUUAUUCAGUUCAGGCUUCCAAAGCAUCAAAAAGGGGUAAAGCUGAUGUCGGUAAAAAAGCCAGUACUAGAGCAAAUGUGCAAAAGUCAAAAAAUAUAUCUAAUGUUGGAAAAAACCUAGUAAAGAACACAUCUUCAGCUAGGCUGAAAGUAUCUGCAUCUGGGAAGAACGAGGAAAGCAAAACAGGUACUAAAAGAAGCUCUAGACUCUUGGAACUGAAGCAUGGAAAAGCACAGAGCAAAGAACCACCAAAAAAUUCAAAAAAAGAUAUACAUAGUAGUUGUACAAAGACAGAACCCUUAAAGGGCAGAUCCCGCUUAGUGAGAAAGACAGCACAAAACAAAGGAAGCAAUAGUGAGCACCGGGGCAAUGCUGACAGAAAAUCUAUCCAACAAAUCCCUUCAAGUAAAAAAUCUGCUGUGAUUGGUAAGAAACAAGCACAAAUUCGCACAGUCACUCAUGCGCAGCCAAAGGAAAGCUCUAGCAAAAAACACAGUAAGCAGUUGCAAGCAACUAAGAAAUUAUCCCAGGCAAAGACCGCCAAUGGCAGGCAAUCUAAAAGAGCCCGUCCAUUGUCACCUGUUAAUAGGAAAAACAAAGGGACACAGGGACACCAAGGGCCAGGAAUAAAAACUGCUAUCAAAAGAAGCGAUUUAAGGACCGGAGUAAAAGGACCGAAUGAUGAAAAAAAACUCAAGGCAAUCCAAAAUGAUGGAAUGAUGGAAAUUCCGUUACAUCCAAACACAGAUGUAACGGAAAAUGAGGUGGAUACAUGCAGUCAUUCCUCUCCAAGUUUGAAAGACUCUGGUGCAUCUUUUUCUAAAAAGCCUUUAGAAAAAUCACAACGCCCAAAACAAAAAAGAUCCAGUAUAGUUGCCUCCGCAAAGAAAAAAUCACCCAGUGCUAAGCCUCCACAUAAAAAGCUCACCGUAAAGAGACAGAAAACUGGACAUUCAGGUACUGCAAAAAAUACAUCUGCCCCUACACUCCCAGAUGUCCCUACAGCUAAGAGGAUAAGUAUUCUGGAUUUAUGUAAUGAAAUAGCAGGAGAAAUUGAGUCUGAUACAGUGGAAGUGAAAAAAGACAUGCCAAGCUCUCAGGAUAUCCAGAAGGAAGAGCAUCCCAUUGUGGAGAACAAAGAGAGUGCACAACCUGAAGCUGUAAAUGUCUGUCAUACAGGAGAAAAAGAAGAGACUCAAUCCAAACGAUUCUUUUCAAGUAAAACAGUUGUAAGACUCAAAUGUAAGUUAGACAGAAAAAACAGUCCAGCGCCAAAAAACUCCAAAUGGAACAAAAUCAAACUUAAAAAAGCAAAUAACUUGUCUGGAAUGAAUGUACCAAAGAUUCAUGCUGUUCUUCCCAAUCUGGAUGUAAUAAAGGCAAGGUCAAAACUUACACAGACGGGCCAUUCAGUUACUGGUACAUCGGAUAAACCUUUGGAUAAAAAAUUACCUGCAGGUAUUAACUCAAAGUCUACUUUACCUGAUUUAAAAAAAUCUAAGUCUGCAGCAAUAAUUCAGAAAACCUCACAGGAAAAGGCAGAAAAUGGCUUGUUGGACAAGCACAUAAAUCAUGAUCUUGAAUUAACGUUUGAUGAGGGUUUCAAGUUGCAUUUAGAUUCCAGUCCAGAAAGUUCUCCAUUAAAGAAGCCUCCAAUGAAACCUCAGCAGUUAGAACCUGAGCAUAAGAAACCAGAUGUGAUUGCAUCUAAAGCAUGUGCUUCAAAGCAGCUGUUUAAUAGCUCACUAAGAGACCAGAUGGCACCAUCUGAUGAGGGGAGAAAUACAGUGACAAGCCAUGUGUCCUCUGCAAAAUCUACUUGUGUUCUCUCAGAAGUGAAUAUUCAAAAAGAAGUGAAGAAGCUGAAAGAAGCAGAGAAGGAUAGCAACAAACAAUCCAUUAUAGAUGCAGGUCAGAAACGGUUUGGAGCUAUAUCCUGUAAUGUUUGUGGAAUGCUAUAUACGGCAUCAAAUCCUGAGGAUGAAGCUCAGCAUCUGCUCUUUCAUAACCAGUUCAUCAGUGCUGUAAAAUAUGUGGGCUGGAAAAAGGAAAGGAUUGUUUCGGAAUACCCUGAUGGGAGGAUAAUCAUGGUAUUGCCAGACGACCCUAAAUAUGCACUGAAAAAGGUUGAUGAGAUUAGAGAAAUGGUUGAUAAUGACCUGGGUUUUCAGCAGGUUCCUCUAAGGCUCCAUUCCAGAACCAAGACUCUUCUGUUUAUUAGCAGUGACAAAAAAGUUGCUGGGUGUUUAAUAGCAGAACAUAUCCAGUGGGGUUACAGAGUAAUUGAUGAUUUAAUUCCUGAGGGUACAUCAGAGAAAGAAAAAGCACUUUCUGAGAGAGUGAAGGCAUGGUGCUGCUCAACAUCACCGGAACCAGCAAUCUGUGGCGUCAGUCGCAUUUGGGUCUUUUCAAUGAUGCGCCGAAAGAAAAUUGCAUCCAGAAUGCUUGAGUGUUUAAGAAAUAACUUCAUAUAUGGCUCCUUUCUGAAUAAAGAUGAAAUUGCAUUCUCAGAUCCGACUCCUGAUGGCAAACUCUUUGCAACUCGCUACUGUGGCACCAGUCAGUUCCUCGUGUACAACUUUAUCAGCGGCCACAGUUAAAUGGACUCCAUUGAAGGUCCCCUAACCAAUCAUCUGCCUGCGUCUCCGUGUAUCCUAGCAAAGAACUCAGGAUAUGAGCAGCUAUGUCGCUGUUCUGUUUUCAUAUAAACUGGGGGGGAAAACGACACUCUGGGGGGGAAAAAAAGCUUAAUUUUUUAAAGCAAAUAUUUUAUUAUCUUUUUUUCAAGAGAUACUGAAGUAUUUUCUAUAUAGUAUUCUAGUCAGGUUUACAUGCAACAACUGAUUUUGUUCAUAGUGGACUGAACUAAUUGUACAGAUGGAAGACAUUGUGAUGAGUGUGAGCUGAA
Xenopus laevis (African clawed frog) is the source of this 3428-nucleotide messenger RNA. RefSeq names its product establishment of sister chromatid cohesion N-acetyltransferase 1 L homeolog (gene esco1.L). The record is from RefSeq and is marked provisional. Lineage: Eukaryota; Metazoa; Chordata; Amphibia; Anura; Pipidae. Gene Ontology annotation, cellular component: nucleus; chromatin. Gene Ontology annotation, biological process: mitotic sister chromatid cohesion. Gene Ontology annotation, molecular function: protein-lysine-acetyltransferase activity.